CUCCCGCGAGGGACACGGAGCGUUGGGAACCGAGGACCGUCCGAGCGCUGACCCUGGGAGGCCCAGACCAGGGGCAAAAGUCUCGCGGGCCUCAGGAGCGUCAUUCAGCAGUUCCGGGAGGCCCAGGAAGCCCACGGCCUGGCUUGGGCACCGUCCCCGCCACCAGGCCACCAUGGUCCUCGGCUGGCUGUUGCUUCUGGUAAUGGCUCUGCCCCCGGGCGCCAUGGGCGCCAAGGACUGCGUGUUCUGUGAGCUGACCGACUCCAAGCAGUGCCCGGGCAUCCACAUGAGCUGUGGCAACGAUGAGGAUUGCUUCACGGGCCACGGGGUGGCCCCGGGCCUCAGCCCAGUCCUCAACAAAGGCUGCGUGGUGUCCACAUCCUGCGGCCACGAGGAGCCGGUGACCUACAUGGGCGUCACCUACACGCUCACCUCCAUCUGCUGCUACGGCCACAUGUGUAACGGGGCCCCCAAUCCUGUGGGCGGCCGGAUGGAAGGGGUCGUCGCCGGCCUGGCGCUGGGCGUGCUGCAGCUGGUCCCAUAUCUGCUGUGACCAACCCAAAGGGCAGGGCCCGGGACUGGUGUCCCGGCUCCGCUGUGCCCCUCCCCCCCGCCUCCACCCCCUCCCCCCCAUUAAAUGGCCAGAGGCCCUGGA
Callorhinus ursinus (northern fur seal) is the source of this 655-nucleotide messenger RNA. RefSeq names its product sperm acrosome associated 4 (gene SPACA4). Gene Ontology annotation, cellular component: membrane. The record is from RefSeq and is a predicted model, not a curated record. Gene Ontology annotation, biological process: sperm-egg recognition. NCBI's taxonomy places the organism in Eukaryota, Metazoa, Chordata, Mammalia, Carnivora, Otariidae.